Nilaparvata lugens (brown planthopper) is the source of this 1238-nucleotide messenger RNA. RefSeq lists its product as uncharacterized. The record is from RefSeq and is a predicted model, not a curated record. Lineage: Eukaryota; Metazoa; Arthropoda; Insecta; Hemiptera; Delphacidae. The coding region runs from base 549 to 1238 and encodes 229 amino acids. The transcript has 9 exons.
AUCCCGCUGCCAACAGUUGUCCUGCUGCGGCUGGCAAUCAUCCCGCCGGCUGAGGUCAGGACGGCUUCAAUUUGGCAGUGACUCUUCAUAUAGGGUCCCUACAAAGUCGACCAGAAACAGAUAGGAAUAGAAUAUUGUCCCAUCAGCAGUAGAAGAUGCAUCUAUGCUGAACACCAUAGACGCCGGAUUGCUGGCACUUCUGUCUGGCUCUGGAAUGGAACAUUAACAGUCAUUGAUGUCUAUAUCAAGAAUACAACAACAACAUGUCGUCAGAUUGAUUCAACAAUAACCAAAAGAAUCAAACUUGGUAAAGACACUGCAAACUCUACAGGAAGAAACUGGAGUUUCAUAAAAUACAGUUGACAGUAUUGAUGGAUUCAUCUCUGAUAUAAAUAAUGGACAUUGGGACACUGCACUCGAAGCUAUCCAAUCCUUGAAACUACCCGACAAAAAACUAAUUGAUUCAUAUGAACAAAGAACAGAGCUAACGAGAUGGAAUAAUAAAUUGGAGCGUUGAGUUGGUUUUGAUUCUUUACUUCUUAGCCUACAUGAUGACCUCUGUUAUAGAAGAAUCAUUGUUCAUUGAUAAAGCCUGUCGAAUCAAUUUGAACAUAUCUGCCAACAUAUGUGAUCACAUCAGCUCGAAGGAAAAUGGAAGCUUCAAGAAAAAAUGCAGCUGUGUCAGGAAACCUAUGACAUUCAAGAAAGAAUUUCCCAUCAAGGACCAAUCCAACAUGAAGCUGAUCAAUAUAGAUGGCGGCGAUAAUUUGGUCAUAGGAUCAAAACCAACUCAAACUGUAGCACAGCCUAACAGUAGUUAUAUAUGUACCAAGUUUGGAUAUGAUCAGAUAUCGUACGAGAAAAGCAAUCACAAAACAGUUGUGAAAAAAGCAGGGAUAGAUGAUGACAGUUAUUUUGUGCUAAUAACUAGAGCUGUUUGGCUGUGUAAGGAAGAUGUUGUAAUAGAAGAAACAUCACAGCUGUCACAUUUCGUGAGAGUCGAGAACGAUCUGAUUAGCAUCAAGCCAAUUGCCGCCGUCGAAUUCUACGAUGGUGUAUUCGUGAGUGCCACCAGAUACGUUGGCCAGAGAUAUGCUGUCAAAAUAAAAGAAAUAAAGUAUUUACAGUCUACUUCCACAGAUCUAAACAAAUAUGAAACAGCUCCAAUGAAUGUUGUCCAGUAUGAUGGGUUGAUAGCAUUUGAAAAAGCUCUGUUUCCCCCAUAUCAACCGGGGUAA